Molecule: messenger RNA, 1299 nt
Organism: Neocloeon triangulifer
Lineage: Eukaryota; Metazoa; Arthropoda; Insecta; Ephemeroptera; Baetidae
Exons: 9
Coding region: 158-1030 (290 amino acids)
Source: RefSeq, a predicted model, not a curated record
AUAUGAUAAGGGUGCGUAGGUGUGAGGGUGAGCGCGCAGUCAUGCGCCCUCGCCCCUGGCUGGGUCAUUGAUCACCUGUAAGAGCGGUGCUCAGCUCCCGCGACCGCACACAAGGAGAUAACCUGUUCUCCUCGCAGGCAGCAAAGAGCAAUAAACGAUGGGACCCUCAAGUGGCGUGAUGAUGCUGGUCAUCUUGGUCGCGGCCUCCGCCAGCCCGACCGCCAAGCCUGACCAAGAGAACCAUGAACAUCAGCAUAAAGGUGCCGAAGGUUCUAGUAUGACUGUGUCGUCGACUGUGGCCCCUGUUAAGCAGGUAAUCGGCAACACGCAUAAUCAGCAGAGGCAGCAGCAGCAUUUGUCGCCCCUGCACAAACGGUCCGGCGGCUUUGUGGAGCAGCUCUUCUCUGAUCCGCCCGGCGGCGAGAUGCCUUACUUUCCGGUAGGCGACAGGCGCAGGUCAAACGCCCGAUUUGUGCGGACGCCCAUAAAAAGAAGCAACCCGAUGCGAAGCCUGAUGAGUCGCAACAAGCGCGAAUCAAACGCUGACGAUGACGCCCUGGCCUUACUAGCCCUUUGGGCUUCGGCUGCCAACCGUGACGAUCUCAGAAACAUGCGAAGUCUGUUGAACAGCCUGAGGGAGGCGUAUCCGCAGCCGCCAACGCAGCAGCACCUUUAUGAGCAGGCUUUGGAAAACCUGGAGCCGCAGGAGGAAGAGCCGGAGAUUGUGCUGCCCGCGGACGAGGAGCCGGAGCCCUACCCUCGCUACACCAGCUGGAGCGAAGGCGAGUACGUAGUGCCAGAGCGGUUCACCGUGAUGCGGCGCUCGCCAGGCGGGUUGCUGCCCAUCCUGCCUAGCUACCACAAGCGCGACGAGGGACGCUGGGGCGCUUUUGCCCCGCAGCAGCGCAAACGCUUCCUCCUCGCCAAGCGUUCCCCCGUUUCACAGGGUGACGUGUACUCGUUGGCGCAGAUGCUCGGCGAAGAGCAGGCCGAGCCCAACGUCCCCGUCUAUCGACGCCUCAUGCUUUGAAAAGAGAAAUUUGGCGAUGCUCCCUAAUUAAAAAUAAUACAUAAAACAAAACUAUAAAGAAAAAUGAAAAACAAUUCUGCACAAACAAAACUUCUAUCUUUUUUGCAAAAUUUAUUUUGUCACAUUUAAUUUUGCAAAGGGUUAUAAAAAAAAAUUUGACAGAGAAAAUGAAAAAUUCGGCACCAGAAGUGGAAACAUCAGUUAUCAGUGUGUGUAUUUUCUGCACGUGAAAAAUAAAUCUAACAAAAAUUUUCUUUGAUGGUGUAGUC